Pseudo-nitzschia multistriata is the source of this 1813-nucleotide messenger RNA. The record is from the annotation of a GenBank genome assembly. Lineage: Eukaryota; Bacillariophyta; Bacillariophyceae; Bacillariales; Bacillariaceae.
CGUGGGUUCCGGAUGGCCCAGCAGAGCAAUAAUGGAACCAAGGUUCCUGGGACGGAAGACAGAGGCAAUCUCUUAUUCAAACUCAUGCCACUCUCGUAGCGGAAUAGCCUUUAGUGCAAAGAAUAAAAAUGUCUUCGGAGAAAGAUAUCAUAGAAGUAGAGCUCAAGAAGCGCCGCCCUGGUUGCACAGGGAUGUUUUGGAGACCCGACCCGACAGGCGCUGUAAGUUUAGCAAGCAAUGAUAAUUGGCCGCGGGAUGGAGCGAAAUUACGUGGACGCUCAGUUGAAGUCGAGAGCAAGAAAUGGCUUCUAGUGACAGAAAUUCUACAAAAAGGAUCCUCUGAAUGGAUCCGUGCUCCUGUGGGUGCCGCUAUGCCAUUCGAAUACGACAACCACUACUAUUUGGAAUGAAAGUGGGCUAACGAUCAAUGGGCAAACCGUAAAGAACAUUAAAGAACAAGAAACGUGAUCAAGGUUGGCAAAGAUGGAUAUACGAGGAUGGCAAUCUUGGACGAUUUGGAAGUAUUGGAUUCUUCAUCUUCCUCGAAACUAUCAAGAAUAGCAAACAAUGUGUUCUAUGCGGUGAUGCCACCUACCAGUAUUCACCAGAAGCUAUUUAGUACUACUAUAAUAUUGAUUGAUAUUCAAUUCAAGCGCUAGCUGGAGAAAGGAAUCUCGAUUCCUUCGCAAUCAAGCUCCAACAAAUUUGUCUUGCACCCCAUGAGAGACGAAACACUUGGUAUUGUUCUACCAAAAUCACCGUACACAAAUUCCUUAACAUAUGUUCCGGCUUGUGUGCUCAGUUCCAACCGAAAAUGGUGGUCGUCGACCCUCGUGGCCUUGGCAUCCAACACAUUUCGGUCUCGCACAGAGUUCGAUCGGCGGUGCAUAACUCGAACAGGUGUCUUUUGUUGUAUGGCAAGGGGAAAGAUUAAAUCCUUGAAUAUUAUUUGCGUCAGUUCAUUGCCUCCAUUAUCGUCGAAAGGCAGAGUAUUUUUUGACCAGCAAUAGCAUCCGUAGUGCUUUGUCUUGGAUUCUGUAUCUCCCUGUAGACCGGAGAAGGUAGCUGCAGGAACCACUCGGAAGAUAUCUGGUGAAAUCCCAACUCCCAUUGGGUUUUUUCCAUAGUAGCUAACUCCUUCGUUGCGACCUGAAUCGUUUCUAGAAGCAGGCAGUGCUGUUGUCGUUUUUGAUUCUGCGGAUGAGUGGUUGAUUGUUUCUAUCAAACCUUUUAGUUCAAUCGGGGAUGCAAUGCCUUUCAAGGCGUCUAUGAUCUGCACACAGAAGGGUCGUCCGUGACAGGUUGGUGAAUUUGAUCGAACCAACAUUCGCACGUCCAUAUCUUCCCUCCCAGAUGCGUGGAACUUGAUCAUACCGUACAAGACUCCGCCGCCACCACCAGUGUUGCCCACCAUAGUCAGACUAUCGUUAGAAUCUGGUAAGGUUAUAUUAUUUCGGGUCGAGACUCCCAAAAGAUCCUUGAUGGGACCGCAGAUUUGUUCUUCUACUGACGUUGCACCCAAAGUCUGUGCUUCUUUCUUCGGGAGAGGUGCAGUGACGCCUCCGUCGUUGUUACUUUUUAUUGCAUCGUAUUCCUCAUUCGCAACAGAUUUUGCCCCACUUUCUACUGCGGGUGACGACAGUUUUUCCCUCAUGACUACAAAUGGUGUCUGUGACACGUCGCGUCGCGAUUUGGUGUAAUAUCCGUACAAAUACAUGGGCCUCCGAAAAACUGCUACCUGGUAUUCCAUUUUCGUCAUCGUCAUUGAGUUGUUGGGGGCGCUAUCGUUGAGAAAUAACAUUGCUAAGGAAGG